Messenger RNA from Otolemur garnettii (small-eared galago), 3469 nucleotides. It is a transcript of the gene ZDHHC8, whose product is annotated as zinc finger DHHC-type containing 8. The coding region runs from base 53 to 2350 and encodes 765 amino acids. The transcript is spliced from 11 exons. Gene Ontology annotation, biological process: protein palmitoylation. Gene Ontology annotation, molecular function: palmitoyltransferase activity. Lineage: Eukaryota; Metazoa; Chordata; Mammalia; Primates; Galagidae. The record is from RefSeq and is a predicted model, not a curated record.
CCGGCCCCGCCCGCCCGGCCCCGGGGAGGGAUGCGGCGGCGCGGCGCCCAGGAUGCCCCGCAGCCCCGGGACGCGCCUCAAACCCGCCAAGUACAUCCCGGUGGCCACGGCCGCCGGGCUGCUGGUCGGUUCCAGCACUCUCUUCUUCGUGUUCACGUGCCCAUGGUUGACACGCGCUGUGUCCCCAGCUGUUCCUGUCUACAAUGGCAUCAUCUUCCUGUUCGUGCUGGCCAACUUCAGCAUGGCCACCUUCAUGGACCCUGGUGUCUUCCCCCGAGCGGACGAGGACGAGGACAAGGAGGAUGACUUCCGGGCUCCACUGUACAAGAAUGUGGACGUGCGCGGCAUCCAGGUCCGCAUGAAGUGGUGUGCCACGUGCCACUUCUACCGCCCGCCACGCUGUUCCCACUGCAGCGUCUGUGACAACUGCGUGGAGGACUUUGACCACCACUGCCCCUGGGUCAAUAACUGCAUUGGGCGCCGCAACUACCGCUACUUCUUCUUGUUCCUGCUGUCGCUCAGUGCACACAUGGUGGGCGUCGUGGCCUUUGGCCUGGUCUAUGUGCUGAACCACGCCGAGGGGCUGGGAGCUGCUCACACCACCAUCACCAUGGCUGUCAUGUGUGUGGCCGGCCUCUUCUUCAUCCCUGUCAUUGGCCUCACUGGCUUCCACGUCGUGCUGGUCACUAGGGGACGCACCACCAAUGAGCAGGUGACGGGGAAGUUCCGCGGGGGUGUGAACCCCUUUACCCGAGGCUGCUGUGGGAACGUGGAGCACGUGCUAUGCAGCCCCCUGGCUCCCCGGUAUGUGGUGGAGCCUCCCCAGCUGCCCCUGGCUGUGAGCCUGAAGCCACCCUUUCUCCGGCCUGAGCUCCUGGAGCGAGCAGCACCGCUCAAGGUCAAGCUCAGUGACAAUGGGCUGAAGGCCAGCCUGAGCCGCAGCAAGUCCAAGGGCAGCCUGGACCGACUGGACGAGAAGCCACUGGACCUGGGGCCACCCCUGCCCCCCAAGUUAGAUGCCAGCACGUUCAGCAGUGACCUACAGACACCACGCCCCGGCAGUGCUGAGAGUGCCCUGUCAGUGCAGAGGACCAGCCCCCCGACGCCUGCCAUGUAUAAGUUUCGGCCAGCCUUCUCCACGGGGCCCAAGUCUCCCUUCUGUGGACCAGGCGAGCAGGUCCCAGGCCCUGACUCCCUGACCCUGGGGGAUGACAGCAUCCACAGCCUGGACUUUGUGUCCGAGCCCAGCCUGGACCUCCCUGACUAUGGGCCCAGCAGUCUGCAUGCAGCCUAUCCACCAUCCCCACCACUCAGCGCCUCUGACGCCUUCUCGGGUGCCCUGCGUUCCCUGAGCCUCAAGGCUGCAGGCCGGCGGGGUGGGGACCAUGUUGCCCUGCAGCCUUUGCGCUCAGAGGGUGGGCCCCUCCCACCCCACCGUGGCAUCUUCGCCCCCCAUGCACUGCCGAACCGCAAUGGCAGCCUGUCCUAUGACAGCCUGCUCAACCCUGGCUCUCCCGGCAGCCACGCCUGCCCAGCCCACCCUUCUGUUGUCAGUGCGGCUGGCUACCGCUCACCCUACCUGCACCCUGGGGCGGUGGGCGACCCACCACGGGCUCCACCCUGCAGCUUCAGCCCUGUUCUGGGCCCCAGGCCACGGGAACCUUCACCCGUGCGCUACGACAACCUGUCCAGGACCAUCAUGGCAUCCAUCCAGGAGCGCAAGGACAGGGAAGAGCGGGAGCGGCUGCUUCGCUCUCAGGCUGACUCGCUCUUCGGAGACUCGGGCGUCUAUGACGCGCCCAGCUCCUACAGCCUGCAGCAGGCCAGUGUGCUGUCUGAGGGCCCCUGUGGGCCUGUGCUGCACUAUGGCUCCAGGGAUGACCUCAUGGCGGGGCCUGGCUUUGGAGGUGCUCGCAAUCCCGCCCUGCAGACCUCUCUGUCCUCGCUGUCGAGCUCCCUGAGCCGGGCGCCACGGACGUCCUCCUCCUCCCUGCAGGCCGACCCGGCCAACAGCACUGCAGGGACCCGGCCCAGCAGUGGUUCACACAGGUCGCCCUCACGCCAGGGCUUGCCUUCCCCACCUGGCACUCCCCGCUCACCUUCCUUCCUGGGCCCCAAAGCUGUCGCCUUCAUCCACACGGACCUCCCGGAGCCACCUCCCUCACUGGCCAUGCAAAGGGACCACCCUCAGCUGAAGACCCCCCCAAGUAAGCUUAACGGGCAGUCCCUAGGCCUGGCCCGGCUGGGGCCUGCCUCUGGCACCCUGGGGCCCUCCGCCAGCCCUGCCCGGCACACGCUGGUUAAGAAGGUAUCCGGCGUGGGUGGGACCACGUAUGAGAUCUCAGUGUGAGGACUGACCACCACCCAUCAGCUGUGGCGCCACAGGGACCAGGACCCCCAGCGGCCCUCCCCCCAUCGACUUCUCUACCCCAGGGACAGCAGGCCACCUCGGCCAGUGUGGACGCAUCAGCAGGAGAGACCACCACGCCUCCACAGCUUGUCCCAAGCCCUCCAUCUGUCCAUCCACUCGUCUGUUCUUGGGGAAGGCGGGAUCCCGGCCCUGGCUGGGCUAAGGGUCACUGGGCCACAGGGCUGUGUAUCUAGGCCCUGUCCCACAGCUGCAGCAGCAAGGGAGCCCCAGACUACAUCUGCAGGGCCCCUUCUUGCUCAGGCUCUGCCUGCACUCCAUCACCUGUGUACCCCAGGCUAUAGCCAGGCCAGUUCCUGAUGUCCUAAGGACCCACACUCUUCCCUUACAGAUGGGUCCCUGAGGCCAAGAGGCAUACAGAAGCUCCAAGGCCCCCCUGCCACCCUCCUGGCACAGCCUGUGGGCUCUGGGACCCAAGGCCCUGCUGGGCUGCUCCUAACACGUUGCCUUUCACAAACCCCGAUGGAAACUUGUAGCUUGGCAAGGAUGGUGCUUCUUGAGUCCAGCCCAGUCUACUCUGGGUUGUGGCAGACAGGUGGACAGAUGGCCAGCCAACCAGCUAGCUGUGUUGGGGGGGUCCCAGCUCCAUGUGUCCCGUCUCGCCCGGCCAGUGGGCUCGUGUCCCCAUGUCUGUGUGCUGAGCCGCUAUGCUGUGUCUGACGUGUUAGCACUCUGGCCACUGCUGCCCCUUUCAUUGAAGCCUUAACCUCUGCUUUAUGCUCUUGUGGGAGGCCACAGAGGGCAGGUGGGAGCAGGUGUAGGGAGAUGCUACCGCAGGGGUGAGUGACACCUGGAACCCUCUCCCUAGCCCUCAGGCCCUCCCUGCCAGACUGGAUAGUUUCCACCCCCGGCAUGCCUCGAGCCCCCAGCCCUGGCCCAGCGGCAGCACACGCCGCAUGGAAAGCACAUCGGGGAGGGGUCAGUGCUUCCCCUGGAGUUGGGGACCUGAGAGUAAGCACACGACAGCACCUGCUUGCGUUGUGUCUGUUUUAUGUUUUUAUAUCUACAUCUAUAUAUCUAUAAUUUUAUUAAAAAAAAGAA